Molecule: messenger RNA, 921 nt
Organism: Blastocystis hominis
Lineage: Eukaryota; Bigyra; Opalinata; Blastocystidae
Exons: 8
Coding region: 1-906 (301 amino acids)
Biological process (GO): peptidyl-serine dephosphorylation
Cellular component (GO): cytoplasm
Molecular function (GO): protein serine/threonine phosphatase activity
Source: RefSeq, a predicted model, not a curated record
AUGGAAUUUUUAUCCUAUAUUCGUGAGCAUGGACUCUUGCCCAUGCCGAUGUUAAAGACAUUAUGUGAGUGCGUUAAAGAGAUACUUAUUGAAGAGAACACAGUCCAGCCCGUGAGCAGUCCAGUAAAUAUUUGUGGAGAUAUUCAUGGCCAAUACAGCGACCUCCUGGAGUUAUUUAAGGUGGGAGGCGAAAUCCCCCAAAAUAGUUACAUUUUUAUGGGAGACUACGUUGACCGCGGAUAUGCCAGCUGUGAGACCUUUGAAUUGCUUUUAUGUUUGAAACUCUGUUAUCCCGACAAAAUCACACUUCUACGCGGAAAUCACGAGACGCGUGAGAUCACCCGCAUCUACGGAUUCUACUGCGAAAUUUCGCACAAGUACAAGAGCCCCGAUCCAUGGACAUGGUUUACCGAGGUCUUCGACUAUCUAGGCGUUGCAGCCCUCGUCGACAAUCGCAUCCUCUGCAUCCACGGUGGUCUUUCUCCCUCCAUCAACACAAUCGACCAAAUUCGAACCAUCCCGCGAACCGAAGAAAUCCCCUCUUCUGGCCCCUUCUCGGACUUGGUUUGGUCGGACCCGGACAAUGUGGAUCGGUUCCGUGAGUCUCCCCGCGGGGCAGGCUUCGUUUUUGGGGAGAGCGCGGUGAACCAGUUCACGGAAACGAACGGACUGGAGCUGAUCUGCCGCGCGCAUCAGAUGGUGCAGCAAGGAUUCCAGUAUAUGUUCUCGCGGUCGAACCUGGUGACGGUGUGGUCGGCGCCGAAUUACUGCUAUCGGUGCGAGAACGUGGCGUCGGUGCUGAUGCUGGACGAGAAUUUGAAUAGGACGUUUAAAGUCUUUAGGGAGAAUAAGGACGAGCAGGCAAAGGAGAGUCGAUCUGGUAACUUCGUGUUCUUUAGCUUUUAGUGAUAUAAGAAUAUU